This is a messenger RNA of Glycine soja, 3713 nucleotides long. RefSeq names its product inorganic pyrophosphatase TTM1-like. Gene Ontology annotation, molecular function: kinase activity; ATP binding. The transcript is spliced from 12 exons. The record is from RefSeq and is a predicted model, not a curated record. Lineage: Eukaryota; Viridiplantae; Streptophyta; Magnoliopsida; Fabales; Fabaceae. Gene Ontology annotation, cellular component: cytoplasm. Bases 1490 to 3475 code for a protein of 661 amino acids.
AAAUUUGUUCAAUAUUCUGCCUCACGAACUAUAUUUAUAAACAUACUUAUUUCAAUUUCACGAUCCUAUUCAAUGCUUCGUUUCGUUUGGUUGAAGACUUGAAAGUCAAUCCCUGAAAUGUUUUCCAGACUUUUUUGAAAUCCAUAACAAAAAACAAUUGUUUAAUUUUUUAAGAAGUUUAUAUUUUAAAUUUCUCUGUAGAGACUCGUAAAUUUUGGGCCCAGAAAAUGGUUUAUGAUCUUCAGUUAGUUUUCUUUGCAUCGUGUUACGUGUUAGUGGGAAAACUUGGAAUAUAUAUAUUUUUCCGCCAUUUUGUUUGCGACUGUAAAGAAAUGUUGUCAAAAUGGCAAUGAAAGGAAAACGGCUGCUGAUUUAAUUAGUUAGCACAUACGACUCCUAUAGUCGUUUUUGAAAAUUCAGAAUAGUUGAUAUUGAUAGCACUACUUUUGAUUUAUCACAUGAAAAGCCAACUUAGAUAACAUGACCAUGCCUUGUGCAACUAAUUAACCUCCAUACAUCUAUGAAUUGAACGGAUGACGUCAUGUGUGGAUAUGGAUUUUCUUUACUGUUAUAAACUAUGGGACGGUGGAAGUUGACCCCCUUCAACUAAUGAUUUUGCUAUAAUGCAGGAAUACAUAUUUGAUCCAAUUCAUAUUCUGUAACAUGAAAUUAUAUUUAUUUUUUUUUUCAAUUUCUUUACGUAUAUUUAAACCCUUGAUCUUGUUCAAGUAAGAUUGUGAACAUUUGAUCUUGAUUGGCCAUAAAAAGGGCGAUUGGUAGUUAUGAGUUGGAGUUGUUCACACCCACCCAUUUGAGUGCAAAAUAUGCAAUGAAAAUAGGAGUGCAUUUCCUCCCAAAAUUGGGGAGACGAUUUGCAACCAAUAAAACGGGAAAUAUGAGUAUUUACCAAGUAGUGGUGUAAUUGUUGACCUUAAUGCUCAAAUUUGUGGGUUUUCUCCUCACUUAAUGGUGCUUAACUUUUCCUCACUUCUACUCAAUGUGGGACUUCACUUCACACUUGUACUCCAACAAGAAGGUAGCAGAAGGUUCCAACAGUGUCGCCAGCGGCAAGGAAUUUAAUGGCUUAGCAUUGAUUGGCGGAGGAGCAAUUGGAUCUGGGGCCAUAGGUUUAGGGUUUGAGGAUCAGACUAAGUUCCAGAUACUGUAUUGAAUUUCAGAGAGAAUUUAGAGAGAAGCAUUUGUAUUCUGUAAAAUGAAUUCAACCUAAGAAAAACAGAACUACAACAGGUAUUUAUAGGAGACAAGUUAGAGACUCUAAGCUCUAACGAACUCUAACUAACUCUGAGUUAGUUAGAGAUGACAGCUGGAAGUUUUAGAGCUGAAGGCUGAAAGAGAUAGUCUACUGAACUACUUCUGUACAGAUGAAAAAAUGUUUUACAGACUAUACCCAUACUCUAAUAUACAAUUAAGACAUCCAGUAAGCUUGUAAGCUGCCAAGCACAUGGCUUGAACAUCUGUGGUUUUCCUAAUGGCACAAGAUACUGUUUCUGGUGUUGACUCGCCUCGGCGACGUCUAUUACGAGAUCAGGUUCAAGUGGUUAAAAGAAAGGAUUCCAAUCGCUAUGAAAUUGUUCCUAUCCAAGAUUCUUUGUCAUUUGAGAAAGGAUUCUUCAUAUUUAUUCGUGCAUGCCAGUUGUUGGCUCAAAAGAACAAUGGAAUCAUAUUAGUAGGAGUUGCAGGUCCAUCUGGAGCAGGGAAAACUGUUUUCACCGAGAAGGUCCUCAAUUUUAUGCCAAGCAUAGCUGUCAUAACAAUGGAUAAUUAUAAUGAUUCUAGUAGAAUUAUUGAUGGAAACUUUGAUGACCCUCGGUUGACAGAUUAUGAUACCUUGCUCGAAAAUAUACAGGGUCUUAAAGCAGGGAAGCCUGUUCAAGUUCCAAUAUACGAUUUCAAGUCUAGUUCUCGCAUAGGUUACAGGACUGUUGAAGUCCCUAGCUCUCGUAUUGUAAUCAUAGAAGGCAUCUAUGCAUUAAGUGAAAAAUCACGACCUUUGCUUGAUCUUCGUGUUUCUGUCACUGGUGGAGUUCAUUUUGAUCUUGUCAAGCGUGUUUUGCGGGACAUUCAUCGUGCCGGUCAAGAGCCUGAAGAAAUAAUCCAUCAAAUCUCUGAAACGGUGUAUCCUAUGUAUAAAGCUUUUAUUGAGCCAGAUCUCAAAACAGCUCAUCUAAAAAUUAUUAACAAGUUUAAUCCAUUCUCUGGAUUCCAGAAUCCCACUUACAUAUUGAAGUCAGCAAGAGCUGUGACAGUUGAUCAAAUCAAGGCAAUUAUUGCUGCAGAGCAUACUGAAACCAAAGAGGAAACGUAUGACAUAUUUCUUCUACCCCCUGGGGAAGACCCUGAAGCUUGUCAAUCAUAUCUGAGAAUGAGAAACCGUGAUGGAAAGUACAAUCUCAUGUUUGAGGAAUGGGUGACAGAUAGUCCAUUCAUAAUAUCACCUAGAAUUACUUUUGAGGUCAGCGUGCGCCUUCUUGGAGGGCUGAUGGCCUUGGGAUACACAAUUGCAGCUAUCCUGAAAAGAAGCAGCCAUGUCUUUCAUGAUGAUAAAGUGACCAUAAAAACUGAUUGGCUAGAACAACUUAAUCGCACCUAUGUUCAGGUUCAAGGGAAAGACAGAAACUAUUGUAAAUUUGUAGCAGAGAAACUGGGGUUGGAUGGUUCCUAUGUUCCUCGCACUUACAUUGAACAAAUCCAGCUUGAAAAGCUUGUAAAUGAUGUGAUGGCAUUGCCAGAUGAUCUUAAGACAAAACUCAGCAUAGAUGAUGACUUGGUUUCAAGCCCCAAAGAAGCCCUUUCCAGAGCUUCUGCAGAUAGGAGAAUGAAGUAUCUUAAUCGUGGUAUUUCACAAUCAUAUUCAACUCAAAGGGACAAGAUUCUACCUAAGCUGACUAAACUUGCUAUAAAUAACAGAAGAUUCGAUGCAAGAGCGCUAGAAUCACCUGCACCAAUUGCUAACCAAGGAGUCAUCACACAGCUUUCUGAUCAAAUUUCCACAUUAAAUGAAAGAAUGGACGAAUUCACCUCCCGUAUUGAAGAGCUGAAUUCAAAGUUCGCUAUCAGUAAAGAUUCAGCAGCCAGUCAACAAAACUUGGCUUUACAGGCUGAGGCCUGCAAUGGCUCUGGCCCCACUUCCUUCUUUGUAACUGGACUAAGCAAUGGCUCAUUGACUGGAUCAUUGCUACCUAAUUCUUCAUCAUCUUCUCAAUUGGCUAAUAAAGAGUCUCCCCUGAUGGAAGAGGUACUAGUUAUUGCACGAGGACAACGUCAAAUCAUGCAUCAACUAGACACUCUGAGCAAUUUUUUGCAUGAAUACUUUGGAGAAAGGUCACGCCUGGGAAGACCAGACCAUACAGGAAGAAUGCGUGAAGCUGAAUCCGUUGCCAUCCCCCUGGUUCUGACUCUGGCCUUUGGUGCUGUUGGUGUGCUUUUGUUCAGAGGUUUUACAUCCCAAAAAUAAUGUGUAUAUAUUUUGUUUCUUGUCAAAUUGUCAUCACUGUGUAUGAGACAAACUUCAUAAGUAUAUCUAAAGCAUAAAGGGUUUAUGAAAACAAUUACCAAUCUGUGAGGGACUGCCUCACAUUAAAGUAGUAGUAUGUUGGCAUUCACUUAAGCUGUAAUAUAUAGCUUCUGUAUAUCUUUUUUUUCCUCGUUAAAUAAUUCGUCUACUUGGUGGAAUACCGAACUUGCAUUGCAUA